CCGCUAGCCAGUAGUAGCCAGGGGGAGAGGGGGGAAAGCUUCGGAGAAACAUGGCAGGUGUCCUGGAUAAGUUUCGGAAGGUCACGAAAACGACGAGAACCCCGAAGGUCCCGUUUACGUUGGCUCCUCGCGACUACGGCGCGUUGGCUGCGCUGUAUCAUUUGACCCAAGGGGAUGGAUGGAUACAUCGAGACGGCUGGUGCACCCCCGUUGACCUCCAGGAAUGGUUUGGGGUCGACGUCAAUGAACAAGGUCGCGUGGUGAAGCUAGAUCUCCGCGGAAACAACCUUCAAGGUACUAUCCCGACAGUGCUAGGCACGCUCGAUGCUUUGGAACAUCUCGACCUCUCGCAUAACCAACUGUCUGGGUCUAUCCCGUGCACCUUGGCCAACCUAGGAGAACUUCAAGUUCUCAUUCUAGAGGCGAACCAGCUCAGCGGGGUUGUGUCCCCGGAGCUAGGCGAUAUACGCGCUCUAAGAUACCUCGAACUCGGCGGGAACUAUCUGAGCGGAGGAGGGCCGAAGUUGGGCGAGAGCAUUUCUUCGUGGAGGUUAAGACUAAGGAAGCAGCAGCAGGUCGUCACUCCUACCCCCCAACCAGAGGUUCCCCCGCCGAUGGCUUCACCCGACCGUGACGCACUGGUUGCUCUUUUUCAUGCCACGGGCGGGGAUAACUGGACGCGCAAGAGCAACUGGUGCACGGCUGCUAGGCUGGGGACAUGGGAGGGAGUCCAAGUCAACCAACAGGGCCGCGUUGUAGAGCUAGAUCUGUCGGACAACAACCUCCGAGGUGCUAUCCCUGGUGAGCUUGGGAAGCUUGGGGCCCUUCGAAACCUCUCGCUGGCUUGGAAUAAACUUAGCGGUCCCAUCCCUCCUGACCUGGGAAACCUUACCUCCCUGGAAAUGCUGUCAUUUUGGAAAAACGAGCUAAGCGGAGCAAUACCAAAGGAGCUUAAGCGUCUUACAGCGCUCAAUGUUCUGUUCCUCAACGACAACCGUCUGACAGGAUGCAUCCCUGAGGAUCUAGCGGCCCUGACCAAGCUGGAACAACUUGUUCUGUACAGCAACCGGCUUUCCGGAUCGGUUCCCCAAGCGGUGAAAGGUCUCAGCCAGCUGGAGCUGCUUCGGGUCUCCAACAACCUGCUUGCGGAAGAAUCGGCGGAGACAGAGAGUCUAGACCGGUCCGAAGCCAAGCGUGACGGGCCACGCGUGGAGUCUCCGGUGUCAGAAGUCACAUUGGUUACGUGUGCGGCUUCGACCGAUCGCGACGCGCUGGUUGCGCUGUUCAUUUCCACGAAUGGGGCUAACUGGACAUGCAACGACAACUGGGACACAGAUGCUGAGCUAGGGACAUGGCAUGGGGUCGAUGUCAACGAAAGGGGCCGCGUUGUCAAGCUGCAAUUGGGUUUACACAACCUUCGAGGACCCAUCCCGGAAGCACUGGUGGCCCUCGACGAGCUCGAGGUACUGCAACUCGACUGCAACAUGCUUACGGGCUUCAUCCCCAAGGCGGUGGGGGUCCUCACCAAGCUGGAGAAGCUUAUGCUGAAUAACAAUCAGCUGAGUGGUGCUAUUCCCCCCGAGCUUGGGCAGCUUGGGGCGCUGGAGUACCUCAUGUUGAUGGGUAACAACCUGAGUGGACCCAUCCCGGAGGCGCUGGGAGAUCUCAGCGAGCUGAAAAUGCUUGGGCUCAACAAUAACCGGCUCAAAGGACCCACCCCCAAGACGCUGGGAAAGCUCAGCAAGCUGGAGGAGCUUGGGCUUAGUAACAAUAUGCUUGACGGAUGCAUCCCCGAGGAGCUAGCAGCCUUGACCAAUCUGCGAUGGCUCCAGCUUCAGAACAAUAAGCUCACAGGAUCCAUCCCGGAGGCUCUGAGAUUUCUAAGCAAGCUCAAAGAGCUUAGACUCAGCAACAAUAAGCUUUCAGGAACCGUGCCGGAGGGGCUCGGGGGCCUAACAGGUCUGAGAGGGCUACUGCUCAACGACAACAACCUGGAAGGAGUCAUCCCUGAGGCGCUGGGAGCUCUGAGCGAGUUGAAGAGGCUUGACCUCAGCAACAACAGCAGUAUCACGGGCGGGUCUGAACAUGGGAAUCUUGACUCAUGGAGGGCAAGAAUACAGCCGCAGCAGCAGCGGGAGGCUGAGCACGACGAGCCAAAAGAGGAAGCCGAUGUUGCGCAGCACAGCCCCCGAUCACAAGACGAGGAGGAGACGGUGGAAACAGAUAUCGUCCACCCUGGACCCUCUUCCCCAGCGGAGGAGGAGAGAGACCCGGGUGACUCGUUUAGGGAGCAAGUCGCCUCCUUUGCGGGCUUGGCUGCGCUUACUAAAGGGGAUCGCGAGGCUCUGGACGAGAUUAAACAGCUCAUCAGAGUACCACCCAUCAGGGCACCAUACGCUGAUGGCGUUUCUCCGGCCCCAGAACCUAUCGACGAAGCAAACCUCCGGGAUCUCAACAGGCUGGCGGAAAUGGCCACGACUCUGGGCGAGAUUGCUUCCAGCCACAUGGAGGAUCAGUGGAUGCAAGGGCGGGAGCAGGGUUUGUCGCAGGCGCGCAAGGCGUACUUCAACGCCGUCCGGGAUGGCGUAUGCAACGCGUUCCUUGCUUCCAGCGUCGUCGGCAGCAACUUGGUUGCCACGAGCAAGACCGGUGGGAUAGGCACGGCAGGAAAGGCCUUGGCACUGCUGUCUGCUGCGGUUCCUAUGGUUGGAGGGCUGGGAGGCAUCGCAGCGGGGGCUUUGAAGACGGGAGACCGCUAUAUCCAAACUCGGCGAGUAGCGAAGAUCGCCGACAUCGCAAGGGACGCGGUUGAGUGCUGUUCGCUGGCGAGGAGAUUAGCGUUGCGACUCGCCGAAGGCCUUGCGAUCGGCGCCUCCAUAGCCGACACGGUGGUGGGCACGAUCGGCGGGGCUGGAGGGGGCGGAUGGAGGCAGGGCGAGUAUGCCUUGCCAGACGGCGCGGGGGAAAAAGACGUCAUGGAAUGGUUUGCCGACGAGGUGUCAAACUUCGAGCCGCAACACCGCCACGCGACGAGGAUGACUCCUGAAGAACAGGCUGGGAGCCGGCUGGGGAAGAAGCACCUCCAAACGCUGCUUCUGGCGGUGGGGACUGGUUGCCUCGAGGGCGCGAACAACAUCGAAGAAAAGGUUGAGCUUUUAGUCCGGACCGUCUUCCCUGAGGACGAGGGAAACGCCGUUUCGACGCCUCGAGCCCCGAACGUUCUCUUGGAGCAAGUUCCGAGCCCCAUCGACAGCGUGUUGAAGCCGACGGAUUCGCCAGCAAGUCCCCUCGUCGGUCGCGACAGUCCAGAAAUUGACGCCAGCACCAUUGCAGCGUUGAUGGAGGAAAUGCGAUCCUUGUGGGUCUCUCUGAAAGAUUGGAAUGCGAAGCACUCCGACCUGGAAAACGAGGUGAGCAAAAUAAUGGAGAAGGUGAAGAGCCUGCCGGACUCUGAUGGAGUGUUGUCCAUCGGUGAAGGGCAAGCUCUCAAACAGAGGGUGUAUGACAAGACACCGGAAAAGUUCCUCGAGGCGUCUGAACACGAAGCGGUGGCCCUGGACCAGCCCGUACUUGCGCACGUGUGGAGAGAGUCCAUGGUCCGCCAGGCCGAAAUCAAUCGCGGGCAUGAUGACAGGAUCGACCGUCUUGAAGGGAAAGUUGCCAGGAAACAAGACCAAAAACGUGGGAUUGCAUUGUCCUUCCGGCGUGGGAAAGGUUGACUGUCAAGACAUGGCCACCACCAUCCUGCGAAUGCAGAUUGAUUAUUGGCAAUCUGGGCUACGAUUUCGCGCACUAGGGAUCGAAAUAUACCCGCCUGAGGAUUUGUCUUAGUCUUCAAGGAGGCUAACCUAGCUGCAGCCUUGCCGGUUUGAGCACAUGCGCUAGUGUCAUGUCGCCGAGUUGGGUCUGUUCUGCGCCGUUUAGACAGCUGUAGACGCAUGCCGAGGACCAUGUUCGAGGAACCAACUUAAUAUUUUGCCAUCCAGUGUCAAUCGUCCCUCACGAGCGAGCAAAGAUUUCGCGUUGCUUGAGUGGUGCGGCGGCAUGCUUCUCUUGAAAAGACCUGGGGCACGGGUGCCUUCGCUCCGUAUCUGCGAGGAGUGUCUACUUGGCAGUUGGUGAGGGAAGUGGGUUGCAGCAACUACCGCGGUCGGCGUUGGCAACUUCGCACUUUUAGUUUUUGAGUAUUUGUUCGUCAAUGGAUGCUGCUGUAAUCGUAAGUAGUCUAGACUAGACGUGAUUGCACCACCCAGUCGGCGCCGACCGGUAAUCCAAAUAUGUGGGAGGUCAAGGCCCCUGACCCGCGCAUCGCCGUCAAAAAGGGCCUGAAAACACCUAGGGCCAUGACCUCGGUAGCGCCUGAUGAGGGGGGGGAUUGGCCCCUCGGAUAUCACUGCAGACAGGGAGACGGUUUCGUCGAAUCUAAGCAUGCAUAGUAUAAAACGGAGUGAGGAGCUGCUUUUUUUCACCUACUUGCAGAGGGUGAGUUUGCCUGCUGCUGUCGUAGAUCACCCUCCGACGGGGGACAGACGCGUUCGUUCAACCCUUGAGCAUGCAAGCAUGUAGACUAAUACUUUUCGUCAGAUGGGCUUUACCCAGUCGGUCGAACCAGCAGUGUUUUGUCUCCCGCGCUACAAGAGUUGCGGACGUAACUUCUACUCUUCUUGUCCUCGUGGUUCGUUUCGUCCGACUGGAUUUUCUUUGCUGGCCUGUGGCGACCGCCAAAGACAAUCGACGUUUGUUGGUGAUAUUGAUCAUUUUCGAAGGAAGGUUAAGAUUUCGUGAAGUUUCAGGCACUCUUUUGUCCUCCAACCCGCGGGCACCAUGCCGACGCCUCCUAGCCGCGGACGAGUGUACAGCAGUAUCCUCCAUCAACCGUACGUACUAUGUCAACAAUGUCGGUAUGUGUACGGGUCUGAGUGUAAGUCUCAUCUUCAUAGACUGAAUAGUAAUGACCGCAUCGAAUAUAGGGUUAGAUAAGAUACACAGGCAGCAAUGCCUGAAUACCAGCGCAU
Ectocarpus sp. CCAP 1310/34 is the source of this 5015-nucleotide messenger RNA. Lineage: Eukaryota; Phaeophyceae; Ectocarpales; Ectocarpaceae. The record is from the annotation of a GenBank genome assembly.